Messenger RNA from Soboliphyme baturini, 1140 nucleotides. The record is from the annotation of a GenBank genome assembly. NCBI's taxonomy places the organism in Eukaryota, Metazoa, Nematoda, Enoplea, Dioctophymatida, Soboliphymatidae.
AUGUCAGUUGUCAUUGUCGACGUCGUCGUUGUCACCGAACGGGUUAGCGAAGCACCGAAACGACAGGCUGGCGGCGGUUCUGGCUGCUAUCGACAGGAUAUUGCACGCUUGGCCAGCCAGCGGUAUGCGUCGGCGGUGGCGGCAGCGACAACGACUCGGCGACAUGGAAGCGUAGGGCUGCGAACGUUGCCGGCCAACCGAUCGGAUCGCGACGACACAGCUUCGUACGAACUGAAAGCCAAGCGACUGCCAGCGGGGAUUAUAGCGGAUACUGUAUUUUGGUUUGGUGAAGAAGCAUCAGAAAAGAAAGGAGGUGAAAGAGGAGAAUCGACAGUAAUGUCGAUGCAUCACCAGCAGUCAACGAUGUCCGAAGAGUCACUGAACGACGCGGAGCUGAAACACGAGAAUAACUGGAAGAAGAUCCAGCAGAACACGUUCACUCGUUGGUGCAACCAACACCUGAAGGACACCGGUCAGCACAUCAACGACUUGGAGACAGACCUGUCAGACGGCUUGAUGCUGAUUCGCCUCAUCGAGGUGCUCUCCAAUCAGCGCCUUCCACGUCACAAUCCUCGCCCGACGUUUCGGUCGCAAAAGCUCGAGAACGUCUCCGUGGCUCUGAAGUUCCUCAAGGACCACGAGCACAUACGCCUAGUCAAUAUAGGUAAGAAGCUUGAUGGUCGCUUGUACAGCACUUUUGACCAUUUCCUUAUUGGUCAUGCAAUGGCCUGUGCUUUCUACCUUUUUCAUACCGAAGCGGUGCGCGGUGCAGGCCGAUCGUCGUCGGUCCGUUUUCGAACGGCUCGAACGUGGCAGGUCGCAAUGUCUGUAUUAUGCACAAACGUGUGUGCUAAACACCAUCCUGCAGUCGGUACUGUCACGCGAAUGAAUCAGGAUGCCCGAAGGCAUGCGACGUUCGAUGCACCCCAGUCGAUCGCUGGCGUCGCAUUGGCGGGAACCGUCGCACUCCUCAAUGGACGACCGUUUGCCGGAGCUGCGUUGAAUCACGUGCCCUUUUCACAACUUCGGAGGUGGCUUCCAUGUGGGCGAGCGACCCGCCCACUAGCCAUACGCAAUCACCGUAAAAAUGCCGUUCGCAUUAGCGUACACGGCAACGAGCGAGACCGUUCAGCUUGGUAG